UGGAGGUUUACCAUCGGGGAGAGUGGGGGACAGUGUGUGAUAAUUGGUGGACCAUGAGUGAUGCUGGGGUGGUGUGCAGACAGCUGGGCUGUGGAGAUGCUGUAGAUGCACAAGGAGAGGCUCACUUUGGACCAGAGUCUGGGAGAAUAUGGAUGGGUGAUGUGUACUGCAGUGGAUCAGAAUCCUCACUGAAGCAGUGUGGGUCACCAGGAUGGGGUAAACAUGACUGUAAUCAUGGAGAGGAUACUGCAGUGAUCUGCUCAGAGGUCAGGCUGGUGGGCGGGACUGACCUGUGCUCUGGGAGAGUAGAGGUGCAUCAUGGGAGCUCCUGGGGCACGGUGUGUGAUGCUGACUUUGACCAGCGGGACGCAGAGGUUGUGUGCAGGGAGCUGGGCUGUGGGGCUCCUAAAGAGCUGCACGGGGCAGCUGCAUUCGGCCAGGGCGAGGGCCAGGUGUGGGCAGAUGAGAUUCAGUGUAGAGGCAACGAAUCUCAGAUUAACUUUUGCCCCAUAGCACCCUCACAGUAUCAACCCUGCACCCAUGGAAACGAUGUAAGCCUGGUGUGUUCUGGCAGGGAGGAUGUGAGGCUGGUGAAUGGUGGCAGCCCCUGUGCUGGGAGAGUGGAGGUUUACCAUCGGGGAGAGUGGGGGACAGUGUGUGGCCAUGACUGGGACAUGAGAGGUGCUGGGGUGGUGUGCAGACAGCUGGGCUGUGGAGAUGCUGUAGAUGCACUAGGGGAGGCUCACUUUGGACCAGAGUCUGGGAGAAUAUGGAUGGGUGAUGUGUACUGCAGUGGAUCAGAAUCCUCACUGAAGCAGUGUGGGUCACCAGGAUGGGGUAAACAUGACUGUAAUCCUAGAGAGGAUGCUGGAGUGAUCUGCUCAGAGGUCAGGCUGGUGGGCAGGACUGACCUGUGCUCUGGGAGAGUAGAGGUGCAUCAUGGGAGCUCCUGGGGCACGGUGUGUGAUGCUGACUUUGACCAGCGGGACGCAGAGGUUGUGUGCAGGGAGCUGGGCUGUGGGGCUCCUAAAGAGCUGCGCGGGGCAGCUGCAUUCGGCCAGGGCGAGGGCCAGGUGUGGGCAGAGGAGAUUCAGUGUAGAGGCAACGAAUCUCAGAUUAACUUCUGCCCCAAAGCAGCCUCACAGAAUCAACCCUGCACCCAUGGAAACGAUGUGGGCCUGGUGUGUUCUGGCAGGGAGGAUGUGAGGCUGGUGAAUGGUGGCAGCCCCUGUGCUGGGAGAGUGGAGGUUUACCAUCGGGGAGAGUGGGGGACAGUGUGUGGCCAUGACUGGGACAUGAGAGGUGCUGGGGUGGUGUGCAGACAGCUGGGCUGUGGAAACGCUGUAGAUGCACUAGGAGAGGCUCACUUUGGACCAGGGUCUGGGAGAAUAUGGAUGGGUGAUGUGUACUGCAGUGGAUCAGAAUCCUCACUGAAGCAGUGUGGGUCACGAGGAUGGGGUAAACAUGACUGUAAUCCUAGAGAGGAUGCUGGAGUGAUCUGCUCAGAGGUCAGGCUGGUGGGCGGGACUGACCUGUGCUCUGGGAGAGUAGAGGUGCAUCAUGGGAGCUCCUGGGGCACGGUGUGUGAUGCUGACUUUGACCAGCAGGACGCAGAGGUUGUGUGCAGGGAGCUGGGCUGUGGGGCUCCUAAAGAGCUGCGCGGGGCAGCUGCAUUCGGCCAGGGCGAGGGCCAGGUGUGGGCAGAGGAGAUUCAGUGCAGAGGCAACGAAUCUCAGAUUAACUUCUGCCCCACUGCACCCUCACAGAAUCAACCCUGCUCCCAUGGAAACAAUGUGGGCCUGGUGUGUUCUGACAGUAUAAGGCUGGUGAAUGGUAGCAGCCCCUGUGCUGGGAGAGUGGAGGUUUACCAUCAGGGAGAGUGGGGGACAGUGUGUGAUGAUGGCUGGGACCUGAAGGAUGCUGUGGUGGUGUGCAGACAGCUGGGCUGUGGAGAUGCUGUAGAUGCACUAGGAGAUGCUCACUUUGGACCAGGGUCUGGGAGAAUAUGGAUGGCUUAUGUGUCCUGCAGUGGAUCAAAAUCCUCACUGAAGCAGUGUGAGUCACUAGGAUGGGGUAAACAUCGCUGUAAUCAUGGAGAGGAUGCUGGAGUGAUCUGCUCAGAGGUCAGGCUGGUGGGCGGGACUGACCUGUGCUCUGGGAGAGUAGAGGUGCAUCAUGGGAGCUCCUGGGGCACGGUGUGUGAUGCUGACUUUGACCAGCAGGACGCAGAGGUUGUGUGCAGGGAGCUGGGCUGUGGGGCUCCUAAAGAGCUGCGCGGGGCAGCUGCAUUCGGCCAGGGCGAGGGCCAGGUGUGGGCAGAGGAGAUUCAGUGCAGAGGCAACGAAUCUCAGAUUAACUUCUGCCCCACUGCAGCCUCACAGAAUCAACCCUGCUCCCAUGGAAACGAUGUGAGCCUGGUGUGUUCUGACAGUAUAAGGCUGGUGAAUGGUAGCAGCCCCUGUGCUGGGAGAGUGGAGGUUUACCGUGAUGGAGAGUGGGGGAGAGUGUGUGACCGUGGCUGGGACCUGAGGGAUGCUGUGGUGGUGUGCAGACAGCUGGGCUGUGGAGAUGCUGUAGAUGCACUAAGAGAGGCUCACUUUGGACCAGGGUCUGGGACAAUAUGGAUGGGUCCUGUGUCCUGCAGUGGAUCAGAAUCCUCACUGAAGCAGUGUGGGUCACAAGGAUGGGGUAAACAUCGCUGUAAUCAUGGAGAGGAUGCUGGAGUGAUCUGCUCAGAGACACCCCAGGCUGUCUUGACGGUCUCUCCACAUGGGCGGAUAUAUAGAGGACAAGCUGUCAGUCUCUCUUGUGAGGUCUCAGUGCCCUCUGCUGGCUGGGAAUAUUACUGGUACAAAGGAGAUGGAUCAAGUGGCACUGCCCUCAUUGCCAGUACAGCUGAAGGCUCGUACACCCUCAGUGCUGCAGCUCUUGCACACACCGGGGAGUACAGCUGCAGAGCAGGGAGGAGCAACCCAGUCUGGUACACAGAGUACAGUCACCCUGUCUACAUACAGGUAACAGGCAGAGUGAUGUGUGGUCUGGGUGCUGCUCCUCUCCUGCUGGCCACCAUUGUACUGUGUGUGAAAUGGUACAGGAGACCAGGGCCGUCUACUGAAACAGCUGUCCGCUACACUGGAGGGAAUGUGGAAAUUGCCAUAUAAAACACACAGAGGCUGGGUCCGUGUACUCAUGUGAAAUGAGAAUGAAGUCUGAGAGCUCAGGACUCUUUUUUCAUCAUUGUGAUGUUUCUCAGCUUGCAGGAGGGGAAAUUGGGGGUGCAGUCAUGGGGGCAUUUUAGGGUAUGGGAACAGGAAGAUGUGUCUUUAGAGCUGGGCUGCACUUUUGAUCUUUGUGUAGUUAGUUUGCUUUGAUUGCUGUAUGUUUGUUCUAGGUUAGGUCACUGAACUUAAAUUGCAGUAAAUUGCAGUAAAUUGACAAAUUGACUGAAAAUGAAUAUGUAUGUCACCAUGUGUCUGUAUGUAUUAAAUUGGACAGAUGUUAAA
This is a messenger RNA of Conger conger (European conger), 3503 nucleotides long. Its product is annotated as deleted in malignant brain tumors 1 protein-like. Lineage: Eukaryota; Metazoa; Chordata; Actinopteri; Anguilliformes; Congridae. The record is from RefSeq and is a predicted model, not a curated record. The transcript is spliced from 12 exons. Bases 54 to 3161 code for a protein of 1035 amino acids. Gene Ontology annotation, cellular component: membrane.